AGCAAGCAGGCAAGAUGAGCUGUUGAGGGAUGAGAGGGUGCAAUCGAGCGAAGAGGUAGCGUGCGCAGAAUAAAUACGUGACACAAAACGCACAGUUUCUCUCCUCCAAACUGCUCCAAACCCAUCGAGAUUCAAGAGAGAGAAAUCGAAAUCAGUCGACUGACAGUCAGUCAGUUCCGCGUUGAGCGCCAAUGCGCAUCUUAAAUAUUAUAUAUUAUUUAUCAUCAUCAUCAUCAACAACACUAUCAUCAUCACCAUCAUCAUCUUGAAAAAAUAUUUAUUAUUUAUUUUAUCAUCAGCAACAACAUUGUCAUCGCUGUUGAUUCUUUUGAUCUAUUUAAAUUAUCAUCACAAGUAACAUCAACUUGAUAACAAAUCAAAUAGUAAAUAGAUUAUUCAAAAAAAAAUAAUUAAAAGUUUAAGAAGCAAAAAAAAAAGAGCCAAAUACAUUUCCCUAUAUUUAUUUUAUGUUAUUUUUUUUUUUUGAGUUUUAUUUUGUCUUGUUGGUCGAUGUUAUUUCGAGAGGUGGAGUCUUAUUUUGGUACUUGUAUUAAACUUUGUGUUUGAAAUAUAUACAGUGAGCUAGAAAAUAUAUAUAUUAUUAAAAAUGUAUUUAUUAUGGUGCCAAUGGUGUUGUAGUUUUUUAAAUUAUUCUUGUUUUUGUUAAUAAUAAAAAUCAUGAAUAUAGUGUAGUGUUAAUUUUCGAUUAUAUACAUUGACAAAUGACAAUGUUGUUAAUAAUAAGAUGAUGCAUAACACAGUGGCUAUUGUUAAUAAUAAUAAUAAUAAUAAUAGUAAUUGAUUAAAUCAAUUAUAUAUAUAAUUUUACAAGUUAAAUUGUAAAUUAAAAAAAUAAUAAAAAUAAUAUAAUGGCCCUUCAUUGGGACAAGUUAUCACCAGCUGAAUUUCAGCAACUUCAAGAUUUAGCAGCAUAUUCUACAAAAAAACUUGAAGAUGUACUCUCAGAAUUUUGUAGCAAUACGAUAACUCCAAGUGGUCUACCAAAGUAUCAUCCAGAUGGGGAUAUUGAUUAUGAUGGAUUUAGAAAGUUUCUUGACACGUAUCUUGAAGUUGCAACACCAGAUGAAUUGUCACGACAUCUUUUUCUUUCAUUUCUCAAAAAAGGAUCGAGAAAUAUUGAUGGAAAGGCUUUCAAGGAAAUGGCAGCAUUAUCAUCAACAACAGCAUGUGCAGCAAUAACAUCUCACACAACAUCAAGUACAAAUGUCAACAGUACUUGUCCUUCAAUGUCAACUGAAAGCCAUAGCUCAUCUUUGGCUGAUAAAAUUCAUGGUUUAACUGAAAAAAUUCAAGCACUUGGUCAUCAUAGAAAUGACAGUGAAUUAUCAGCAAGAAAUCGUACAGGGAGUGUACAUCCAAUGCUUACUGUUGCUCAUACGUCAUACAGUUGUCAUGAUGUCUUGGAAAAAAAAAGUACAGACAGCAGUCCAAGUCACAGUCAAGUAUCUCGCAAUUCAUCACGAAAAUCAAACAAUUCUUUGCUCGUGAAUAAUGGAAAAUUUGAAGAAAUAAGACAUUUCGUUAGAAAACAAAGUACCAUUGAUGUUCAUUCAGUUAAAGUAAGUUUAAAAGACAUUGUUUGUUAUCUGUCACUUCUUGAAGCUGGAAGACCAGAAGACAAAUUGGAAUUUAUGUUUCGGCUUUAUGAUACUGAUGGAAAUGGAGUUCUUGAUACAAAUGAAAUGGAUUGCAUCGUAAAUCAAAUGAUGAAUGUUGCCGAGUAUCUUGGAUGGGAUGUUUCAGAAUUAAAACCAAUAUUGCAAGACAUGAUGCUAGAAAUUGAUUACGAUGCAGAUGGUACAGUGUCAUUGGAAGAAUGGAAACGUGGUGGUUUAACAACAAUUCCAUUAUUGGUACUACUUGGUCUUGAUUCACAUGUAAAAGAGGAUGGUAAUCAUUUAUGGAGACUAAAACAUUUUAGCAAACCAGCAUAUUGUAAUUUGUGUUUAAAUAUGCUUGUUGGACUUGGCAAAAAAGGACUCUGUUGUGUUUUUUGCAAAUAUACUGUUCAUGAAAGAUGUGUACAAAGAGCACCAGCUUCUUGUAUUGCAACAUAUGUUAAAAGUAAAAAAACAUCACAAACAAUGGUGCAUCAUUGGGUGGAGGGUAAUUGUCAUGGUAAAUGUUCAAAAUGUAGAAAAACAAUAAAAAGUUAUAAUGGAAUAACUGGACUGCAUUGUCGAUGGUGUCAAUUGACUUUGCACAAUAGAUGUGUAUCACAAGUUAAAGCUGAAUGUUGUUUGGGUGAUAAUGCAGUACAUAUAUUACCACCAACAGCAAUAUGUCCAGUUGUACUUGAUAGACAAAGAUCAUUAUCACGUGAUAGUAAAAGAGGCAGUAAACAUGGACAAGAUACAUCAUCAAUUGGUUCAGUCAGUAGUGCAUUUUUGAGUUCUGGUAAUUCAUCAAAUCAACAACCAGCAAUGUCAUUUCAAAUAACUCCAUUAGCAAAUUCUGUACCACUAUUGGUAUUUAUUAAUCCAAAAUCUGGUGGUAGACAAGGUGAAAGAAUGCUAAGAAAAUUUCAAUAUAUAUUAAAUCCACGACAAGUACAUAAUUUAGCAAUUGGUGGACCAAUGCAAGGAUUACAAAUGUUUAAAGAUGUUGAAAAUUUUAAAGUUAUUUGUUGUGGUGGUGAUGGAACUGUUGGUUGGGUUUUAGAAACAAUGGAUCGUGUACAAUUUGAACAACAACCAGCAGUUGGUGUAAUUCCACUGGGUACUGGUAAUGAUUUGGCAAGAUGUUUAAGAUGGGGAGGUGGUUAUGAGGGUGAGGCUAUUUAUAAAGUAUUAAAAAAAAUUGAAAAAUCAACACCAGUUAUGAUGGAUAGAUGGCAAAUUGAUGUACUUGAUGAUCAAAAAGAUGAAAAAAAAAAAAAAACAAAUCAAGAUUCAAUACCAUAUAAUAUUAUAAAUAAUUAUUUUUCUGUUGGUGUUGAUGCAGCAAUAUGUGUUAAAUUUCAUCUUGAACGUGAAAAAAAUCCCGAAAAAUUUAAUAGUCGUAUGAAAAAUAAAUUAUGGUAUUUUGAGUAUGCAACAACAGAACAAUUUGCAGCAAGUUGUAAAAAUUUACAUGAAGAUUUAGAAAUAAUAUGUGAUGGUACACCACUUGAUUUAGCACAUGGACCAUCACUUCAAGGUGUUGCAUUAUUAAACAUUCCAUUUACUCAUGGAGGAUCAAAUCUCUGGGGUGAACAUCAAAUAAGACAUCGACUUGGCAAAAGAAAAAAAAGACCAGAUAAAGAAUUAAGUACAAGCAGUUUUAAUUCUGUUGAUUUGACUGUUGCAAUACAAGAUAUUGGUGAUAAUCUCAUUGAAGUAAUUGGUCUAGAAAAUUGUUUGCACAUGGGACAAGUUAAAACAGGUCUUCGUGCAUCUGGUAGAAGACUUGCACAAUGUAGUAGUAUUGUCAUCACAACCACCAAACGUUUUCCAAUGCAAAUUGAUGGUGAACCAUGGAUGCAAGGACCAUGCACAAUUCGAAUUACUCAUAAAAAUCAAGUGCCAAUGCUAAUGGCACCACCACCAGACAAAAGUCGUGGCUUUUUCCGUUUUCUCAGAAGAUGAACAUAUAUUUUUUAAUUUAUAAAAUAAUUUAUUUUAAAAGAAAAUUUAAUUCUCAUUUUAAAAUAAUAUUAUGUAAUGUGUAAAUUGUGUUUGUUUGAUCUCGUUUGAAUCGUAAUAUUUAUCUGAUAAUAAUAAUUUAAAAUUUACUCGUUAAAUUUAACGAAAAUAAUGUACAAUUAUUAGUAAAUCAUACAUAGAUUUAAGUUUUAAAAAAUUUAUAAAACCGUUAUUCAUCGGUUAGCAUUUAAUUGUCUAUUAAUUUGUCUAUUUUUAAUUUUUUAUUUAUUCAAAAAAAAAAAUACAACUAACAAAUAACAACUGCAGAAUGGAAUUAAAAUUAAAUAUUGUGCCAAUUUUUAUUUUUUUUCAUUAUUUAAAAUAAAUAUUUAUUAACAAAAAAUUGUAUGGCUGCUUGAAAAUCAUCUACUGUCUCUGUCGAAAAUAAAAAUGAAUAAUAAUCAAAGAAAUACUUUUUAAAAAUAAAAAAUAUAUUAACACAAAAAUUUAUAAAACUAAUAUAAUAGAUAAAUAUAUAUAUGAACACCAUUUUAAAUUGAGUCCAACAAAUAAAUACUUGAAUUAACAAAAUCAUAAUUACUCUCCGUCCGCACGAUAAAAAAAAUAAAUAAAAAAAACUUGAAAAUGUAAUGAUAAUAUUAAUAAUAAUCUUUAAAAAAAAAAAAAAAAAAGUAUACAAGGAGAAAAAUAUAAAAACUAACGAUUCAUCGCAUAACGUCGAUAAUAUAAUAGCAUUUAAUAAUUUAUAUGAAAAAUAUAUGAAUAAAAAAAAAUAUAAUUAAUUUGAGAUAUUAUUUUGCAAAUAAUGCCGAAAGAAAAUAGAAAAAAAAACUUAUUAUUGCAGGGACCAUUUAUCUUUGAAAAAUUGGCUGGUCAAUUUGUCUUAAUUAAAUAUAAUUUAAAGCAUUUCGAAUUGAGCAUUAAGAACAAAACAAUUGAUAAUUAAUUAUAUAAUAAAUAUAAAUAAAUGUGCACCUGAAUUGAUCAUAGAUAAAAUUUACUAUGUAGAAAAAGAUUAGAAAAUUUAUUAUUCGCAGAUGAAAAACAAAAUAUAAAAAAAAAAUGACGCUUAAUUAAUUAGACCAAUUAAUAUUCUGAAUAAUUAUAAACAAAAGCCAAAUAUAUUCAAUUUAUUAGCAACUAUUAUUAUUAUUAUUAUUAUGUGAAAAUAAAUAUAAAUGAUUUAUGAAAUUGAUUGACACAAUUUAGAUAUGUAUGUGUGAUAUUUUAAUUAGAGCAACAACAACAACAACAACAACAAAAAUAAUAAUAGUCUCAUCAACUGUGUGUCAGUGUGUAUUUUCAUGAUAAUAAUUAUAUGAUAUAUUAAUAAAAAUAGUGAUUGAAAUUCAAUAAUCAAAUUGUCAGGUGUCAUGAAUAACUAUGUAAUUUAUUUAAAAAAUAUUAUAGUUAAUUAAUAAUAACUUAUUGAUCUGAUGAAAUAAAUAAAUAUAUAUAUAGAAUAUUUUAAAUUGAAAAAUAAUUGUAGACCAAAUAAAAAUAUGUCUAGUAAUUGAUUGGCAAAAUAAUGAAUAUAUAUUUAAUGCAGUUAAAGUGUUAAUUAAUUAUAAUAAAAUUUAUGAAAAAAAAAUAAAAUAAACAAACAAAGAAACAAGUAAAUAAAUAUCCCUAUUCUCUAAUGUGAUAAAAUAAUGAAAAAAAAUAUGAAAAAAAAAAAAACAAAAAAAAUAAUAGAUAUAUUAUUUAUUCUUUGAAUAUAUCUAGAUGAGUUUAAUAAACUGCCAAUUAUAAUUACUUGUUUUGUCUAAUAUUAUGUAACUAUAUAUUAAUUAAUGAAAAAUUAAAAUUGUAGUAGCAUACUAAUGUGAAUAAACUAUUGAAAAAAAUAUAUAUAAAUAAAAUAUAAUAAAUCUAUAUACAAUAAAA
This is a messenger RNA of Aphidius gifuensis, 5492 nucleotides long. It is a transcript of the gene Dgk, whose product is annotated as diacylglycerol kinase 1. Gene Ontology annotation, molecular function: calcium ion binding; ATP-dependent diacylglycerol kinase activity. The coding region runs from base 870 to 3587 and encodes 905 amino acids. Gene Ontology annotation, cellular component: plasma membrane. NCBI's taxonomy places the organism in Eukaryota, Metazoa, Arthropoda, Insecta, Hymenoptera, Braconidae. The transcript is spliced from 17 exons. Gene Ontology annotation, biological process: intracellular signal transduction; diacylglycerol metabolic process; lipid phosphorylation. The record is from RefSeq and is a predicted model, not a curated record.